Messenger RNA from Spinacia oleracea (spinach), 1641 nucleotides. RefSeq lists its product as uncharacterized. Bases 1 to 1641 code for a protein of 546 amino acids. The record is from RefSeq and is a predicted model, not a curated record. The transcript has 2 exons. Lineage: Eukaryota; Viridiplantae; Streptophyta; Magnoliopsida; Caryophyllales; Amaranthaceae.
AUGACUACUGGAGAGAUGACGAUCGCAGAGAUGAAGGCGGCUUACGAGAAAGCCCAAGCCGAACUAGCCCAAGAGAGGGCAUCCAACGAAACCCUCCAGAAAGAGCUCGAAUCUGUAAAGAGCAACAAGCACCAGUCCCGCUACAAAGGUGGGAAGCCAAAAAAGCUAACGUUCGAGAUGCCCGAUGACUUUGAAGAUGUGACCGACGAUGAGGAGGAAACCCGUGAGGAAGAAGACAAAGAAGCUCCCGAUCCGGUGACCCAACGCCUGAACAAGAUGGAUGCACGCAUGACAAAACACUAUUCCCGCCUGAUGAAGUUGAUGACCAGGUUCCCCGGGGCACCUACACCAGUGGAGACCGAGCCGACCGACGGGACUGCUAUUGAGGCGUUCAAGAGAGGCCUCAUCCCCAAUUCGGAGCUAUACCGGGAAAUAACCAAAUACCCCUGUGCAACCUUCGAAGAGGUGCGAUCAAGGGCCACCGCCCAGAUGCGAAUCGAAGACGACGAGGUUAUCCGAACAGCAUCUCAACGAUCGAUAGGGGGCAGCAGCGACAGAAGAUCGUACACCCCAAGGAACAACAAUUGGCGACACCAACCAUAUGUUCGGCAAAACCAGGUACAAAGUGUCAAUCAGUAUUAUGAUACUAACAAUGUUUACAGGAACGAGCGGGUCGAACACCCUAACAUCUCCGACUACGGCUUCAACGUCGACAUUGGAGGUGUGGUGAACGCCCUUCAAAAUGUAGGUGGAACAGUCAGAUGGCCCCGGAAGAACGACAGACCGGACUCCAUGAAGGACAUGAGCAAAUGGUGCGACUUCCACCGCGACAACGGACACACGACCGAGGAGUGCAUCUCCCUCAUAAAGGAAGUCGCAUACCUCCUGAAACGGGGGCAUCUAAAGGAACGGUUGAGCGACAAGGGAAAAGAAACAUUUUCCAAAGACCAAACCACCCUGCCCGGCCCAGCGACAAGCAGCGAGCGACCAGACCCACCACCAUUCAGUAAAGUGGUAAAUGUUAUUUCCGGUGGUUCAGAUAUUUGUGGACUAACCUCUUCUGCAGCUAAAAAAAUUAACAGGGGAGAAUCUGAGACCGUAGAAGAGGGACAAACCGAAGACGAGGUCGCACUACACAGGUCCCUGACCGCAAUGGCUAUCACUUUCGACGAUUCAGAUUCUGUAGGUACACAGCGGGAGCACCACGACGGGUUGGUAAUAUCUCUCCCAAUAGGGAACGCAUUGAUCAAAAGGAUACUGGUCGACAACGGAAGCUCAGCCAACGUACUGUUCUUGGAAGCACUACAAGAAAUGGGAUUAGAAGAGAAAAACAUAGUAAGGAGGUCAACAGUCCUGGUAGGGUUCAGUGGAGAAGCACUACGGACGGUAGGAGAGAUAUCGCUGCCUACAUACGCAGAAGGCGUCAACAUGAUGACCAAGUUCAACGUCGUCGAUUGUCCAUCAGCGUACAACGUCAUCCUAGGACGACCAUGGAUCCACAAAAUGAAGGCAGUGCCAUCAACAUAUCACCAAUCAAUCAAGUUUCCAACCAAGUGGGGGGUCAUGGAAAUCAAAGGGCAGCAAAGGGAUGCGAAGAAAUGCUACGAGACAGCACUGAAACCAUCCAAGUCACCCAUCUAG